Molecule: messenger RNA, 714 nt
Organism: Gopherus flavomarginatus (Mexican gopher tortoise)
Lineage: Eukaryota; Metazoa; Chordata; Testudines; Testudinidae
Gene: SYPL1
Product: synaptophysin like 1
Exons: 5
Coding region: 1-714 (237 amino acids)
Cellular component (GO): synaptic vesicle membrane; synaptic vesicle
Source: RefSeq, a predicted model, not a curated record
AUGCUUGGCCUUCAAGUCAACCUCAGCUCGCUGCUGGAGCCUCUUGGCUUCAUUAAGGUGCUUGAGUGGAUUUUUUCCAUCUUUGUUUUUGCCAGCUGUGGAGUUUAUAAAGGUACAACUACAAUUUUAGUUUCUUGUAAAGGUGUUGUGAACAAAACAGUUACAGCUGCUUUUGCUUAUCCAUUCAGGUUGAAUACAGCUGUGUUUAGUGCACCAGAUCCAACACGAUGCAGUGGCACUUGGACUGACUUUCACCUUGUGGGCAACUUCUCCUCUUCUGCACAGUUCUUUGUUACUUUUGCAGUCUUGGUAUUCCUUUACUGUAUUGCCGCCCUUGUACUAUAUGUUGGGUACAUGCACCUGUAUCGAAACACUGGCAAAAUCCCAUUGAUUGACUUGGUUAUUACUGUCAUGGUUGCUUUUCUGUGGCUGGUUAGCACUUCAGCCUGGGCUAAGGCACUUACUGAUAUAAAAAUAUCUACCGGUCCCAGCAUUGUUCAGGAAAUUGCAUCUUGCAAAUUACCAGGAUCAACUUGUUUGUUUGCUUCUGUUACCGGCAUGGGAACUCUAAAUAUGUCUGUGGUUUCUGGAUUACUUAACAUGAUUCUGUGGGGAGGAAAUGUUUGGUUUGUAUACAAGGAGACCAGCUUGCAUAACCCAUCAAACUCAACUCCCCGAAGCUCAGGAAUCUAUCCACCACCAACAGGAAUAUAA